AUGUGUGGGCAAGGCUACGCGGAGUGGAUGAUGCAGCCUGGUCCUGCAGUUGAAGGCGAAGGUGUGACCGGUCUCACUGAGGCCGUGGCGUCCGCCAAAAUCAUCGAAAACCCGCCUUCUUUCCGUCGUCUGCCCAAGGUCUCAUUUUUGCCCGGAAAAAAUGACCGCUACGAGGAGGCUCUGACGAGCAUAAGCCUGGAGGAGGAUCGAGAACGGUGGCCCUCGUUUUGUCGCCAUGUUCUACUGGGAAUCGCCAUCAUCACAGGAGGCCCGGGCUAUGGCAAGACCACUGACAUGGCGAAGACCACACUCGCCAUGGAGUAUAGUCUCGGUCCUGUUUUCUGUACGGCGCCUGCCAAUGUGGCUGUUACCAACUUUGCGGUCCGCAUCGACAAGAUAACCCGUCAAGUUUGCCUGCAAUACAACGAUAAUCUUCCCGAGAGCACGCCGCGAGCUCGCCAUCGAAUGGUACUGCGUGGAUACAGGCGAGACCACGAGCUUGCCGCGUUCAAAGCUCUGCUGAAAGACCCUCGUCUUGGAGACAUGGCUGCUCCUCGCUUUCAAGAUCGCGCGGCGCCCUGGUGCCUCGAGUUGUCCGUGGCCUUUUGGCUCUUAGUGCUCUUGCGUUGCCCUGCUGUCCGAGACCUCCACAAAGAUGAUAAGGAGGCGUUGCACCAGCUUCAACGCGACAUCGAUACCAGACAGGACUGGGCCAGCCUUCGAGCUGUAGCCACUGGCAACAUCACCUGGGAUGAGUAUUCCAACGCGUCUCCAUCCCAUAAUCAGAUCUUGUCCACCGCCAUGGAUCAACUUGUCGUUAUGGCAGAUAUCCUGGCUACCACGCCUUCCCUGUGCGUCUCUGUCAAAGAGGUGUACAAUCGUUGGUGGUUGAAAGCGCAAGCUGUAGCCAUUGAUGAGGCGGCAAACAUGGACCGUGGUGACCUAGCGACCGCUUGGGGCAACAAGAUGCUGCCUCUUCUCUGUGGCGGAGAUACGGAGCAGCUCCCACCCACUGUACUAACUAAUGAUCACUGCCUCGACGCCUCUGGCAACGUUUACAACCAGUUCUCAAACGAUGGACAGGUGUCAGCCCAGGGCUUCUUGAUGGCAUCCGGACAUUUGGUCUACCGUAUGCGCCUUCAACUUCGUAUGGCCAAUGGUCUUUUCGACAUCGUCGGUAAAGUCAUCUAUCCAUCCAUACCAGUGAAAUAUGCGCCCAGCUGCAACAUUGACUUGCCGGAGUUCGAAAUUGGCCAUCGUCUGGAGAGCUUCUUCAGAGAGCGCUUCCCGGAAUUGGUCGCCCCGGCGGAAGGCAAGUUCGCGCCAAUCUUCGUGCACUGCCCCGAUACAGUCGUGAAAAUCGAUCACGUCAACGGCGGUAAACAAUCUCGCGAUCAGAUUCACACCGCCCUUAACAUGGUAUCCGAACUUGUCAAGAAGAAGUCCAUUGACGCUUCGAAGGUGGUGAUUCUGUCGCCUUACAAGUCGAAUGUGGAACUCUUGAGCACAUUGACACAGAAGCACUACCCCGAGCUCGCCACGAUGAGUCCCGCAUCGACCAUUGAUGGGUACCAGGGGCGGGAAAACGACAUUGUUUUCGUCGUAAUGGGCACCAAGGCCCGUCAACCUGGUCCCGGGUUCACGAAGAAACGGAGCCGACUCAACGUCCUCCUGACGAGGCAGCGGUGCGGUCUCGUCAUCAUUGGCGAUAUUAACGUCGUCGGGGAGAUGAAACCAAAGGACUUCGGCACCAUGCCUCAGCUGGACCUCCCAGCUGUAUCGGAGCUCACAUUGGCGAAAGCCCCGCAGUACUUCGUGAAGGGCACAGCCCAUGCUGAGGGGAGCGCCUCAGGGAUCCUGAAGGGCACGGCGCCCGAACAAUACCGAAUCUGGCUUUUGUUGUGGCAGAGUGGCAGGGUAGUGACCAUGUCUGGCAAAACUGCCGCGAACGAUGGCAGUCACGGCGUCAAGAGAGAACAUUCUGCAUCUCCGUGUGGCUUCUUUGGAGAAGCAGAUGAGGACGUAGACAUGGAGAGUGGCGGGGUCAAGGUAGAGGUGGAGGAGGCGGAUGAGGAGAAGAUCGAGGUCAAGACCGAGGAGGAGGAAUUUGAGGGACCUCUGAAGAAGAAGCAACGUUUGAUGUUUUAA
This is a messenger RNA of Colletotrichum fioriniae, 2148 nucleotides long. RefSeq lists its product as uncharacterized. Gene Ontology annotation, molecular function: 5'-3' DNA helicase activity. The record is from RefSeq and is a predicted model, not a curated record. Lineage: Eukaryota; Fungi; Ascomycota; Sordariomycetes; Glomerellales; Glomerellaceae.